Molecule: messenger RNA, 1704 nt
Organism: Anopheles merus
Lineage: Eukaryota; Metazoa; Arthropoda; Insecta; Diptera; Culicidae
Product: myoglobin-like
Exons: 3
Coding region: 94-648 (184 amino acids)
Molecular function (GO): oxygen binding; heme binding
Source: RefSeq, a predicted model, not a curated record
AUCUCGAGCUGUCAAAAUACGCGCCCUAAGAAAACAGCUAAUUAUUGUAGCAGACGAUGACUUGCCACCAGGGGAACACCAGCGUGAACAAACAUGGAUCAAACUGGACUGACGUCUUCCGAGAAAAUUACCCUGUUCAGUGCGUGGGGCUUAAUUCGCAAGGAUUUGGACGUACACGGGCGAAAUGUGCUGUUGCUGCUGUUCCACAAACAUCCGCGCUACAUUGCGUACUUCGAUUUCACGGACGAUCCCAACGCCCAAUCGCUGGUGGACAACAAAUCGCUCUACGAUCAGGCGAUACACGUGUUCAAAGCGGUCGGUGCGCUCAUCGAGUACGGUUUCAAGGAUCCGGUGCUGUUCGAUGCGACGCUGCGAAAGAUCACCCGCCGGCACAAGGAUCGUCCCGUCUUUUCCGAGGACAUUCUCACGAUUGGUGAGGUAUUCCUGAACUAUCUGGGGCAGGCGCUGGGGCGCCAAAUGUCCGACUCGCUGCCCGAUGCGUUCUGGAAGCUUUUCCACACGAUCGCCGGUAGGUUUCCGGCCACCCCUAAGACGCCCAUUGCGGCCGAGGGCGGCGAUGAUGCAAACGAUCCACUGCCAACAACGAGCCAACGGCAAGAUAGGGCAUCGGACGCACCUUCAAACUGACUGCACAGAAUUGAAUUACAAUGUAGCUCCAACUCCAAGAGGGAGCGAUGCAAAAAAAAAAGCUACCAACUAACAAACACACACCAACCAGGCUCCCGGUGGAGCAUUAGCACAGAACGAUGUGAAAGAUUGCAGCGUCUCAUAAUUCCAAACCAAGCGCUGCAAAAAAUGCAACGCAUCCAGAUGAACUACUUCACCGACCCAAUUAAAGUUGGUAACAGGAGCUGCCUGCGCUUAAACUCUUCCCCACUGAGCUGACCACUGCACCAAGCAGCACAUCGCCGGAAGGGACAAGGCAAAGAAACAAACUAAUAAUGAGAAGGAAAACAACUUGUCGUGCGAGAAGAAAGAGAAGCAAAAAAAAGACACAAAAACACACUCACAGAGGAAAACGGGAAUUCCUGUUGGAAAAAGUUUCGUGUAAGAAAAAUGCCUGACUUCGGCGGUUCACUCCCUGCUCGAGAAGGAUUUACUGUUUUCUCUUUCAAUGUUCUUGGGAGUUUGCCGUCCCUUUUUUUCUUUUCUUUUGCUGGUCGACCAUUUCUCGAUGAUAUUUGAUGCGCUGAACGAUGAUUUAUACCUUAAUUGGGGUGCUUUGCGUGGUCGGAAAAGCAAUUUAUCAAAGCUUACUCCAUCCUGCUUUCGCUCCCCCUCCUCCAGAGUAACUGAAACCAUUUGCCCGUUGGGCUUUAGUCACUGGAUGCUGGGUGGAACCUUUUUGCCCGUAUGUGACUUGUGUCAGUGAACGAACUGUCUAUUUGGGGUACGUUUUUCAACGCGUGUGUGUGUGUGCUAUCGCAAAGACGACACGAAACGUGGGGUUAAUGAACUUUACCCAACACCAGUUUUUCACGCUCGCACGAUUCUGCGGUUCGCUCCACGUUGGCAGCAAAUUCGGAAGUGAUUGGAAUUUCAAUUAGAGUAACGUUUGUCGCGCUUGUAAAUGGGACGGUAAGGGGUGAUUUCCCCCCGCUCUUGGUGGUGAAUUUCCAUUUGCGGAAUGAGAUUGUGGCUUCGACAUACUUAAGCGCUGUUGGGCAGGAGCAAUCAAACGCG